AUGGCACGUGGUUUGAAUAACAUAGCAUACAUAUCAUUAUGUAUACUAAGAUUUUGGUGUGCUACUUUGCCUGGAUAUGUUCAUCCCGAUGAAUUUUUCCAGUCUCCCGAAAUUAUGGGUGGAGAUGUUCUCGGAUAUGAAGUUUUCAGACCUUGGGAAUUUGUUCAAAGUCCCCAAAGUAGAUCGAUAGUUAUACCAGCCAUGACUAUAGGAAUUCCAUUUAAAGUUUUAAAGGUAUUAAACACGUGGGCAACUAAAUUUGGAUUUAAUGAUUACACCGCUUAUACGAUAGCUCAGUUAUUUUAUCCUAAUAAUGCUUUACAGUCAUUAUUAGUAUUUGCGUCUUCCUAUGUAGUUCUUAUCUUUAAUACUCGACCAUUUUCAAAUUCUGUUGAAUCCAUUUUAUUAGCACUUGCAUUUUGCGUAUAUGUGAAAGGAUCAACUCCAAAAUUUCCAUUACGACAACAGCUUGGAGAUUCUUCUACUAACAGAGAUGAAUUUCCAGUAAACCUCGCGUUCCUAUUUGGUUGCAUUGUGGCUUUGGGUUCAUUCACUAGGAUUACAUUCAUUUUAUAUGCAUUUCCUAUCGGAUUGGCUUUCCUCCAUCAUAUCUUUUUUUCUGCAAGGGCCCAAGGAAAAUCUUGGCACAGUAAAUUCUCUGAGCUCUUGCCAGCAUGUCUAGGGUUAAUCAUAACAACAGUAAUAUGUGUAUUAGUCGAUUCUUUGUACUUUGGCACGUUAAAUAUUACAUUUGGUGGGAUGCUUUUCAAUAAAGAUCAUAUAUUUGAAUUAUUGUGUAAUCCAAUGAAAUUUAUAGAGAUUGGAUGGCAUGGUAAUUUGAUCAUCACUCCAUUGAAUAACUUUGCAUAUAAUAUGGAUUCAAAAAAUUUAUCUGAACAUGGACUUCAUCCUAGAUAUUUCCAUAUUUAUAAUUUUGUAUUGUUGUUUGGACCACUUACAUUAUUAACCAUGAAAGAUCUUAAGUUUAGUGCAAAUUUUAUGAGAUUGACAUCUAGAAGAACAUAUAAAACUGUGAUCGUCUAUAGUGGAUUGUGUGGAUUUAUGUUUUUAUCAAUAAUCCCACAUCAAGAAGCAAGAUUCUUGUUACCACUUUUACUUCCUGUUAUAAUUGUACCAUCAGAUAGACUUCAUAGGCUUCAUAUGCCAUUUUGGACUAUUUGGGCUGUAUUUAAUCUAUUGUUUGUUGCAAUAUUUGGAGGAUUACAUCAAGCGGGAAUCGUUCCUAUAAUGCAAAAAUUACAAAAUCUAUCAUUAAAGUUUAGAAAUUGUGAUGAACUUCCUGGAUAUUUCCAAUGUGAAUUAGGAAAGAAAUUAAUUCGACCAGUAAGAAAUCCAUCUGAAACUCUUACUACCAAUAUAAUAUUUUACAAAACGUACAUGCCACCACGUCAUUUACUUGGUUAUCCCAAAUCAUGGAGAGAAACAAAUAUUCAAGUUAACGUUUAUGAUUUGGCCGGUUCUCCAUUAAGUGACCUUGAAAAUCUAAUAACGAAACAAGUACCAUCUAAAAGUUCUUUGACUGAAAAUUUAUGGAGAGGUCAUAUCAUUUUUCAACAGAACGAAAAUUCAAACAGCUCAAGAAUAUUUGAAAGGUAUCUCAUUUAA
Molecule: messenger RNA, 1626 nt
Organism: Funneliformis geosporum
Lineage: Eukaryota; Fungi; Glomeromycota; Glomeromycetes; Glomerales; Glomeraceae
Source: the annotation of a GenBank genome assembly